AAAACAAGAAAAUCCAUGCCCAAACCUUAGUUCCUGGAAGGUAAUGGUUCUCUGACUGCAAUGGAGAAGUAAUUGAGGGGUAAACAUGUCUUUGUGAAAUAUAUGUUCUUUUUAAAUACUUUGUACUAAUUUACGUGGAAUUAUUAUUUGUUUCUCAUUGGAGAUAUUUAUUCAGCCUCAAUGGCCUUUCAGGAACUCCUGAAUCAGGUAGGAGGCCUAGGGAGAUUCCAGAUCCUUCAGAUGGUUUUUGUUGUCUUCACCAGUGUUAUUGUGGUACCUCAUAUUAUAAUAGAGAACUUUACUGCAGCCAUUCCCAGUCAUCGCUGCUGGGUUCCUAUCCUCGACAAUGUCACUGUCUCUGAUAACGACAGUAGAAUUCUGAACCAAGAUAAACUCCUGAAGAUCUCCAUCCCCUUGGACUCCCACCUGAGACUAGAUAAGUGUCGUCGUUUUGCCCAACCACAGUGGCAUCUUCUUGAUUUGAAUGAUACUUUCUCCAGUAUAACUGAGCCAGACACUGAGCCCUGUGUGGAUGGCUGGGUAUAUGACAGGAGCAACUUUCAUUCUACCACUGUGACUGAGUGGAACCUGGUGUGUGAAUCUCAGGCACUGAAUUCUGUCACUAAACUUUCAUUUAUGAUUGGUGCAUUUAUAGGAGGUAUUGUAAAUGGCCUUCUGUCAGACAGGUUUGGGAGGAAGUUCAUUUUAAAAUAUGCUUUAUUACAAAUGGCCAUCACUGAAACCUGUGCAGGUUUUGCUCCCAACUUAUUCAUUUAUUGCUCUCUAAGAUUCCUGGCAGGAAUGUCUUUGGAACCCAUAACAGUAAAUAUUAACUUGCUCAUGUUUGAAUGGACAAGCCCUAAAUUCCUAACCAUGGUGACAGUUCUUGGAUCUUGUGCUGGUAGCUUUGGAGGCAUGAUAUUGGCAGGCCUGGCUUUUCAAUUUCAAAACUGGCACCACCUCCAGCUGGCAAUGUCUGUACCAAUUUUCUUCUUCCUUAUACUCACAAGGUGGCUGUCAGAGUCAGCUCGGUGGCUGAUUGUGAUCAACAAGCCCCAGAAGGGCUUAAAGGAACUAAAAAAAGUUGCACACAUUAAUGGAAUGAAGAAAUCUGGAGACAACAUAACCAUGGAGGUUGUAAGAACAAGUAUGAAGAAGGAACUUGAGGCAGCGAAGAUGAGACCUUCUCCAAGAGACUUGUUCCACACACCCAUCCUACGUAAGCAGAUAUAUAUCCUGUCCUUUAUAAGACUUUUAUUUAUACUGUCAGGUGUGGGCGUGGCAAUUCACCUCCAACACCUGAGUAAUAAUAUUGAACUGUUGCAGAUUCUCAUUAGUGUAUCAUCCAUACUAUUCAGUGUUAUUGGACAUUUUGUACUUAAUCACAUCGGCCGUAGAAUAACCCAGAUGGUUAUCAUGUUCCUGAGGGGAAUCUCUAUUCUGACUGCUAUAUUUGCACCUCAAGAAAUGGAGACCCUGCGUUUUAUCAUGGCCAUGAUGGCAGAAGGACUUGCUGCUCUAAGUUAUGCUGCUAAUUCUCUACAUGCAAAUGAACUACUUCCAACCACGUUAAGGGCAACAGCUAGAGGAGUCAUUGGAAUGUUUGGCAAUAUUGGAUUUUUCCUGGCACCCCUGUGUAUGAUGCUAGCGUCAUAUUCUCCCAACUUGCCCUGGAUCUUCUAUGGAGGCUUCGCCAUCCUCAGUGGGUUUAUUGUGCUUCUCCUUCCUGAAACCAAGAAUAACCCUCUGCCUGAUUGCACCCAUGAUGUAGAAAAUGAUUGGAAAGAGUCAAGACAAGAAAUGAAGGAGGAUCCCAUCAUUAAAGUCACACGGUUUUAAAGAACACCUGGAAUCAUCUGACCAAAGGACAAGAGAAAAAAUGAUAUUCAUGACAUGGUGGUAAUUUUUCCAGGAUGAUUACUCAGAAUUAUUCAUUGACAGUAUCAAAUUUUUUUUAUGAUGCAAAUCAGUAAGAUUUUAUUCAGUGACAACUAUGAUGUUUUUACUUGAUCAUUAAAAAGACUCCCCACCAUGUUAAAGCGGACAGUACAGGACAGAAGCCUCGAAUAACUGUCCUCUGAGAGGCUCCACCCAGCAGCCAAUGGAAAGAGAUACAGAGACUCUCACCCAAACACAGAUGGAGCUUGGGAAGUUUCACAGAGGAAUUGGGGGAAGGAUUGAGGGAUCUGAAGAGGAAAGGGACUUUACAGGACAACCAACAGAGUCAACUAACCUGGACCCUUUGGGGCUCCCAGAGAUUGAAUCACCAACCAAAGAGCAAACACAGGCUUGACCUAGGCUCCUGCACAUGUGUAGCAGAUGAGCAUCUUGAUCUUUAUGCAGGUCCUGCAACAGAAGACGGUGCUGUCUCUAACUCUGUUGCCUGCCUGCCUGCCUGCCUGCCUGCCUGCCUGCCUGCCUGCCUGCCUGCCUGCCUGCCUGCCUGCCUGCCUGCCUGCCCGCCUGCCUAUGGAUCCUGUUCUCCUAACUGGGCUGCCUUGUCUGGCCUCAGUGGGAGAGGAUGCACUAGUCCUGCAGUGACUUGAUGUACAGGAGGCAGGGUGGGGGUGGGGGUGGGCAAUACCCAGAGAGGAACUCCCCCUUCUCAAAGGAGGGAGGGAUGGGGAGAGGAUCUGCAUGAGGAAGUACUGGGAGGAGAGAGACGGGGGCUGAUGUUGGGAUGAAAAGUGAAUAAAUGAAUAAACUUAAGAAAUAAAAAAAAAAGACUCCCCACCCUCUUUUCUACAUCUCCCAAGAGAUUGUCUGAACUUUUUUUAAUAAAAGACUUCUAUCCUUUAA
Messenger RNA from Rattus norvegicus (Norway rat), 2799 nucleotides. It is a transcript of the gene Slc22a28, whose product is annotated as solute carrier family 22, member 28. The transcript has 10 exons. Bases 181 to 1839 code for a protein of 552 amino acids. The record is from RefSeq and is marked validated. Gene Ontology annotation, cellular component: plasma membrane; membrane. NCBI's taxonomy places the organism in Eukaryota, Metazoa, Chordata, Mammalia, Rodentia, Muridae. Gene Ontology annotation, biological process: transmembrane transport. Gene Ontology annotation, molecular function: transmembrane transporter activity.